AUGACAACAUAUUCGGAGGUCCACGUGCGGCAAGCAGACAGCGGCAGCGGUAUUUGCGGCGCGUGUUGCACGAGCCUCUUCGGCAUGGGGAUCUUCGUCUCGAUGUUGGGGGUACUCGGCUGGAACGAGCAGUCGUCCGUCUGUUCGUCGAGAGCGCUUGCAGCAGCCGAGGAAGCUGUGGAGGCCGUGGACUGCGAUGCACGGCCGGAGAUGAACAAGGGCAGUCUCGUCCACUUCGACUGCCCUCUGGCCAGGGAGUCGUUGCCCGAGUGGACGCCAGGAUCCUUCGGCAUCGACGGGGCGGCGGAGGCAUUCAGAGUGAGCGCCGUGAGGGUGACGCAGACGGUGGAAAUGCUUCAGUGCAAGGAAGAGGUCGAGACUCAUAAACGGAAGCAGGGCGACAAGGUGAUCGAGACGAAGACCUACACCUACACGAAGGAGUGGUCCGAUCGUGAGGUGGAAUCCAACGGCUUUAAGGCGUGGAGCGUGGACGACGCGUGGCAGGCGCUCAGCCGCGGCUGUGGCGGCGACUUCAAAGGCAACCGCCCGUUCCCGGUGAGAAGCGCGCAGCGCCACGCCCAGCGGCUGGUGGCGGGCAAUUUCGAUGUCACAAGGCACGUGGGCCGUGUCGCCGCCGAUACGCCCAUUGAUUUCUUGAGCUCUUGGCACGGGUGGCGAUUCCAGCUCGGAGGAGAGACCGCCACCGUGGCGCGCUCGGCCAUCUACUGCGGAUGCCGGCCGGAGGAGCCGGACAGGAACCAGCGGGAUCGGGUGCCCCAGGCCCGCCCUGGUGGCACUGAGGAUGGGCUUGGAGAGACGCCUUCCUCUCCCCAGACCCCCGACGUCAUGAUUUUUUCAUUACGUCGACCCCCAGAGGUCCCGACCCUUUCCCCAUGA
Prorocentrum cordatum is the source of this 897-nucleotide messenger RNA. NCBI's taxonomy places the organism in Eukaryota, Dinophyceae, Prorocentrales, Prorocentraceae. The record is from the annotation of a GenBank genome assembly.